This is a messenger RNA of Cuscuta epithymum, 865 nucleotides long. The record is from the annotation of a GenBank genome assembly. Lineage: Eukaryota; Viridiplantae; Streptophyta; Magnoliopsida; Solanales; Convolvulaceae.
UGGUGCUAAACACCCAAGCACAAAAAUAUUGAAAAAUAGCCCAAGCCCAAAUCAGGAUCGCAAGUCGCAGACUUCGGCCCUUCCGAAUUACGGGCGUCCAUCGUCUUAUGUGGCUUCGUCACGCACUCACGCCUGUCGGUGUAUGCCGCUCUAAUCAUCUGAGCCUGCAACCAGCAGUUCUCCGGCCUUCCGAUAUCAGAUCCGCCCCUCCGAACGCUCUCCGUUGGCUACAAUUUAACGGCGACAUCUGGUAACUUUGAUAGAAGAUAUAAGAAAACUAUCGAUCUCUCGAAAUGAGUGCAGGAGGGGCAUUUGGUGGAAAUAGAGGAUUAAGGCCUGUGCCUCCAGAAAAGGGAGUUUUUCCUCUAGACCACUCACAUUUAUGUGACUCGGAGAAAAAAGAUUACCUCGGCUGUUUGAAAACGUCUGGACAUCAAUCAGAAAAGUGUAGACAGUUCUCAAAGAAGUAUCUCAAAUGUCGAAUGGAGAAAAACCUAAUGGCAAAGCAAGACUUGUCAGAACUCGGAUUUGGGAAGCAAUAUGAUGCAGAAACUUCUUCUGAGGAAAAUAAGGACGCAAGGAUAGAGAAGUGAUGAUAACUUAAACAAAUAUUUUGCUUGACCUUUUCGGGAAUCCGUCCAUUUUUUGGCGUUAUUUUGAGGUUUGCUGCACCAAAAUGUAAAACCAUAGUUAUAAAUUUCACGGGAGACAAGUAAUCCUUUUGGUGUUGAUUUGAUCACAAAAAUUAGUUAAUAGCACACUUAUUUGUUGAAUUGCUUCUGUCUUUCUAGGAUUAGUAUUUAAUAUAGGUAUCGUCAGAUUAUUGAAGAUAGUUAGCAUUUGAUGUCAGUGGAAGGUUCCUGCG